This is a messenger RNA of Dromiciops gliroides (monito del monte), 972 nucleotides long. RefSeq names its product heterogeneous nuclear ribonucleoprotein H-like. The transcript is spliced from 2 exons. The record is from RefSeq and is a predicted model, not a curated record. Gene Ontology annotation, cellular component: ribonucleoprotein complex; nucleoplasm. Gene Ontology annotation, molecular function: RNA binding. NCBI's taxonomy places the organism in Eukaryota, Metazoa, Chordata, Mammalia, Microbiotheria, Microbiotheriidae. Gene Ontology annotation, biological process: regulation of RNA splicing.
AUGGCUAUGCAGCGGCCAGGUCCUUAUGACAGGCCUGGGGCUGGCAGAGGCUAUAACAGCAUUGGUAGAGAAGCUGGGUUUGAAAGAAUGAGGUGAGGUGCCUACGGUGGAAGGUAUGGAGGCUGUGAUGACUACAAUGGAUAUAAUGAUGGCUAUGGCUUUGGGUCAGAUAGAUUUGGAAGAGACCUCAAUUACUGUUUUUCAGGAAUGUCUGAUCACAGAUACGGAGAUGGUGGGUCCACUUUCCAGAGUACGACAGGCCAUUGUGUGCACAUGAGAGGAUUACUAUACAGAGCUACUGAAAAUGAUAUUUACAAUUUUUUCUCACUACUCAACCCUGUUCAAGUACACAUCGAAAUUGGACCUGAUUGGAGAGUGACUGGAGAAGCAGAUGUUGAAUUUGCUACUCAUGAAGAUGCUGUGGCAGCUAUGGCAAAAGACAAAGCACAUAUGCGGCACAGAUAUGUAGAACUUUUCUUGAAUUCUACAGCAGGAGCAAGCAAUGGUGCUUAUAGUAGCCAAAUGAUGGGAGGCUCCGUGCGGCUGCUCUCUGGGGAGCGGGAGCCGCAGGCUGCUGGGCCUCUGCGACCUAGUCGGGCCAGGAGGUGGCGGCGAAGUCACCUUGGGAGAGGAGGGGAGGAGACAGAGGAAGAAAGGCACGACUCGGGUUUGCCCAGGGAAGAGAGACGACUGGAGGGAGGGAGCAGAGGGCGUGCCCCCGCCCAGGGAGGGCGUCCUUCUCCUCAGUCCCAGCUCGCCCACCUGCGAUCUAUUGGGAUGGGGAAGGGCAGUGGGCUGGAAGGAUGGGUUAUCCUUCACUACCCCCACCUCCCGCCAGCCCCCUGGGCCGAUUGUCUGACAAUGUCUCAAGAGGCUCACUCCCUUUCUCUUCCCCAGGCUGGCUUAGCUUGGAGCGCCUCGCCAGCCUUCGCCCCCUUCCCCUCCCGGGCUUCCGUAUUCCUUCGGCUCUGA